Talaromyces marneffei is the source of this 579-nucleotide messenger RNA. RefSeq lists its product as uncharacterized. The coding region runs from base 1 to 579 and encodes 192 amino acids. The transcript has 3 exons. Lineage: Eukaryota; Fungi; Ascomycota; Eurotiomycetes; Eurotiales; Trichocomaceae. The record is from RefSeq and is a predicted model, not a curated record. Gene Ontology annotation, cellular component: Ino80 complex. Gene Ontology annotation, biological process: chromatin remodeling.
AUGCCUCCUGCAAACGCCACUACCGAAGAGCACCAAGAGCUCCUUGACUCUCUCGACAUCGCCUCCAUCCCCCGACCCUUCCGCAACUCACACUGGAGGCCCUCCCAACGCCGUAACAAAAACGUCAAACAACUCCUCUCCGAAUCCUCCCGCAAAGAAGCGUCCUCAAUGGCAACUCAGGUCAACUCCGGUGCCACCACACCCUUCGCAGUCAGCAGCACAACGGACGGCUCCCAAACCCCCGUCGUCGCGACAGGCACAGCCGCGCGUACCCCCAACAUCGCACAGGCAGCCCAGAGUCUAUCUACACUUGUCCUAGAAAGGAACCUCAAAGCUGCAAAUAAUUCUUCUUACACGGGUGGUCCGGCGGUUACGUAUACGAAUAUCGAGUCUGCACCGUCGUUGAGUCCUGCUCAUCAGCAUCGGUACUGUGAUCUUACUGGUCUUCCGGCACCGUAUACGGAUCCGAAGACGAGAUUGCGAUAUCACAAUCGAGAGAUAUUUGGGGUUGACUUCGGGAGUGUUUUUAUUUCCUCAAAUUGGAUACGAGAUUCUAAUUACUUGACCGACCUCAUCUGA